This is a messenger RNA of Leptosia nina, 2115 nucleotides long. Lineage: Eukaryota; Metazoa; Arthropoda; Insecta; Lepidoptera; Pieridae. The record is from the annotation of a GenBank genome assembly.
AUGAUGGUUGAUAACAGUGAAACAGAAUCAACGAGAAAGUGUUUUAAAUAUCACCAUCAUUUAUCCGGUAACAUCAACUUAGUCUACAACGCCACAAAUUCCAUGCUAUGUUUCUGGAACAAAUAUCAAAUAUUUCUCCAUGAUAGGUUAAACUUUGAGGAUACAGCAAAAAUAAUUGUACCGGAAUUUAAUAUAAGAGAAACGUUGUUAAUUAAUAACUACCUCAUAUGCUUAGAUGACAAUGAAAAUGUUCAUUUAAUAUCAUUGAAAUUUAAACAUAGUGGUGCAAAAAGGCCCAAGAGUAGCUUUCAUCUAAAAGAGAAAGAUGUACUGAGGAUAGCUUACAUUAAUGAUGAUUUGAUAAGUUUAAAAAAGGAAAAUGGAAUUUUCUUUAUUUGUUCCUAUAAGAUCAAUGCAGAUCUUUCACAAUUUAAGAAGCAACAAGUUAUUACAAAAGAUAAAAGUCAGAAUGGCACAAAAUGUCUUUUGUUUGUCUUUGCAUUGACUUCGAAUGAUUUUGAUAUGGUAAAAGAGAUUUUCAAUGCCAAAGAUACUUGGAAAGACCACUAUUUGCUCAUUAUCAGUUUUAAUGGACUUACAUUAUAUGGAUGUUUAUCAAAUUCAUGGGCGAACGGGGAACUGAAUUUCAUCAAACUGUAUACUGCACCUACAGAAAUUGCUGACAUUAAAAUAUUAUAUACAAGUCACCCUGAAAUUAUUAUAGGAUUGGCAACAGGGACCCUGAUAUGCCUAGCAUUAAAUACAGGGAAAUCAUGUAAAACUGUACAUUUAAACACUCCUAUUCAUAAAUUUCUUGAAGAAAACGAUAGUAUUAUUUACACAGAUGGUGCGACUUUGUGGAAAGCAGAUAAUGUCUUUGAACAAGUUACUUUUAGGCAAUUCUUUGUCAAACAAGUUAAGGAUUUUAUAAAAUGCAGAGAGCAAAUAAUAUGCACUACAUACAACAAUUAUAUCUAUAUGUUCCCUAUCGAUGAUGAUUCAAGUUACAUAAAAUCUGUUUCAAAUGAGGAAUACUGUUCGGCUGAACACUUGUUGAAUAAUUCUGAAUAUUUGUACAGAAUAUUGGAGGAAAUUAAUAAAUUAGAAACUUUGAGUAAGAAAAUUAGCAAUGAAAAAAAUUACAUUACUACCUUAGCUCUGUCAAAUAAACAGGCAAUUGUGGAUUCUAUAGUACAAUAUAAAAUUACUGUUCUUGAUAAUUACGAAGAAAUACUAAACGAAGAUAGAACACUAACAUUUACAGAUGAUCCCAGUGACAUAUUUAAUAAAGAUAAUUACAUCUUCAUACUUAAUAUUACAACUACACAUUUACAACAGAACUUUAAGGAAAUACUUUCAAAUGUGUUUGGUGACUUAAGAAUACAUAUAACAUUCUCAACAAACAAUAAGAUAAUAAAGACUACUACAAUUAUAAUUGAGGAAUUAAAGAAAGCUGAUAUUGUGCUGGCAUUGAAAAGUAAAUGUAUUAAUUUUAGAAAGAAGUUCUAUGUAAAUAUACAACUUAUUACAAGAAUACCAGGUGUCUUAGAUGCCAAAAGAAACCUUUGGGCGUGCCUACAUGAGAAAAACAUACAUGUUACAUCAGAAAAUUUUAUAAAAACUGGUAGAUCAUCAAGGAAUGUUUACUUAAAACAGAGGAAUGUUGAUAUAAGUCAUUCAAUUUUAGAAACGGCGAUGAACCAAUAUGGCUCUAUAUUCACCGUAGCAAAAGCAACACAAAAACCUUCUACCGAUUGUUGGAAUUUCUUUGUAAAACUACCAAACAACUACAAAGAAGUUUUUCAAAGUGACGUCCUUUAUAGAAAUAUUCAUAAACGAAGGAGACUGUAUCUAAAAGAACAGACGUCUGAUGCGUUUAUAAAAUCUCAGACUACCCUACAAUUUAUGAUUGGUGUGGCACAAGAUACAUCUGUGAAUUGGUCAUUGUAUACUACACUUGAGACACUGCAGAGGGACGUGAAAAACAGCAUAACAUCAGAUGGAAAAAUUGAAGAUUUCCUUGAAUUGCAUAACACAUUCCAAAGAAAUAUAACUGCUAAUUUUCCAAUUUAUGAAGUUUUUUAUUUGUUACCUACUUAUGAGACAUUUUUUUAA